CGUUCCGCCAUUUUGCUUGGUCGCGGAGUGAACGUAAAAUUUUGUUCUCAUGUAUUUUAUCGUGGUUAACUAUUAGUUAGUUUAGAAUUAGUGUUUCAAUAAACACUAAUGGCUUGCUUAAAUACACUUAAGUUAGAAAUCAAAACUUUAGAACAAGUGUUUCCAAAAAACCAUGAACGGUUUCAGAUAAUGUCAGCUAGUGUCGACGAACUGACCUGCAGAUUCGUUGGCAAAAAUGGAAAGAAAUAUGAAAUACACGCCAAUAUUACUGAGACUUACCCCAACACUCCGCCUGUAUGGUUUGCUGACAGCGAGGAUCCCAUAGUUACAAAUGCUGUCCAGAUCCUGACCAAUACACAAGGCAGAGAUAACCAUGUCAUAAACCAGGUCGGUAUACUGUUGCGGGAACUAUGCAAGCUACAUGGAGUACCGGAGCCUCCAGAUUUGGAUUCGCUCUCACUACCAGUGCAUCCUGCGCCUCAGCAGAGAGUUCCCAGCGUGACGUCAAAUGGCGCCGAAUCGGGCACAGAAGAGGACGAGGAGAUGGCAGCCGAGGAGGACGAAUCCGAAGGGGAGGACGACUUGCCACUUGAGAUGGUCGAUGAUGCUGGACGCAGCAACAAAGAUGAUAUGGAAACAGAGCAUUUAGCGACACUGGAGCGGCUGCGGCAGAACCAGCGAGCGGAUUACUUGUCAGGCAGCGUGUCUGGCAGUCUACAGGCCACUGACAGACUCAUGAAAGAACUGCGGGACAUAUACCGUUCCUGCUCUUUCAAGAACAAUAUGUAUUCUAUUGAACUAGUAAACGAUUCCUUGUACGAGUGGAACAUCAGGCUGCGUUCUGUGGAUCCAGAUAGUCCACUUCACAAUGACCUUCUUGUGUUGAAAGAGAAGGAGGGCAAGGACUCAAUACUGCUCAACAUCAUGUUCAAAGAAACAUACCCCUUCGAACCGCCUUUUGUUAGGGUUGUUUACCCUAUAAUAUCAGGAGGCUACGUACUGGUCGGCGGAGCAAUAUGCAUGGAGCUUCUGACCAAACAGGGCUGGUCCUCGGCUUACACGGUAGAAGCCGUCAUAAUGCAGAUAGCUGCCACCCUCGUGAAAGGCAAGGCGCGAAUUCAGUUCGGCGCUACAAAAGUCGUGUCGCAGUCUCAAUACAGCUUGGCGCGCGCACAACAGAGCUUCAAGUGCCUCGUGCAGAUUCACGAGAAGAAUGGAUGGUUCACACCACCGAAGGAGGACGGCUAAUGCAAGCCACCUCCCUGCCGUUACAUUUAAGACUAAACGUGCAACAUUGACAGUAACGCCCAAACAACAACCACUCCAAAUUUGAUAAGUGACUAUGAGUUUGCGUGGAACUUUGCAUUAUGAUUCCAUUAUGAUGUUCGUUUAUUAUUGAGACGCAAUUAUGUAUGUGUUAAGUAUGACUGAGGAACUUCGACGAUAUCGCGAGUAUUGUACGAGUAUGUAAUCGUUAAGUGCUACUGUUCUCACAGUGCGGGCGUUCGCGAGAGACUAUACAAGACUUAUAGGAAAUGUUUAACUGUGUAACGUUUUUGUAAUCAUUAAUUUUCUCAGAAAAGUUAUCCAUAUGGUAGC
Spodoptera exigua (beet armyworm) is the source of this 1599-nucleotide messenger RNA. The record is from the annotation of a GenBank genome assembly. Lineage: Eukaryota; Metazoa; Arthropoda; Insecta; Lepidoptera; Noctuidae.